AUGGAGGGGGAGAAUGGCACCAUGGUGACGCACUUUGUAUUGCUUGGCCUCACCGAGACCCAGGAGCUGCAGCUGGUCCUCUUCGCCCUCUUCUCCAUCAUUUACCUGCUGAUCCUGGUGGGGAAUGUCCUCAUCAUGGUGACGGUGGUCAACGACCGGCACCUCCACACCCCUAUGUACUUUUUCCUCGGGAACCUCUCCUUCAUCGACAUCUGCCACGCUUCGGUCACGGCCCCCAAGAUGCUGGCUGAUCUCCUCUCUGCGGAGAAGACCAUCUCCUUCGGGGGCUGCAUAGCCCAACUUUUCUUCCUCCACCUCUGCGCCUGUGCCGAGAUCUUUCUCCUGACCGCCAUGGCCUACGACCGCUACGUGGCCAUCUGUCACCCGCUGCAGUACCCCUCACUCAUGAGUCUGCAAGCCUGCACCUGGCUGGUGGGGGCCCUGUGGUCUGGAGCCACUGUCCACUCCCUGGUGCAGACCGUGCUCACCGUCCGGCUGCCCUACUGUGGCCCCAAUGUCAUCGAUAGCUUCUUCUGCGACGUGCCGCCUGUCAUCAAGCUGGCCUGCACUGACACCUACCUGACAGGGGUGCUGAUCGUCUCUAACAGUGGCAUGAUCUCUCUCACCUGCUUCCUGGCCCUGCUAGGCUCCUAUCUGGUGAUCCUGGUCUCUCUGCAGAGCCGGAGCAUUGAAGGGCGGCGCAAAGCGCUCUCCACCUGUGGUUCCCACUUGGCGGUGGUGGCGUUGUUCUUUGGGCCGUGCAUAUUCAUCUACACCCGCCCUACCACCAGCUUCUCGCUGGACAAGGUUGUGUCGGUUUUCUACACGGUGGUGACCCCGGUGCUCAACCCGGUGAUCUACACCCUAAGGAACCAAGAGGUUAAGGGGGCCAUGAGGAAACUGAGGGAGAGACAGAUUUUCUCCAGGGGGAAAUAGGAUAAUGUCCAGACAGAUGGGGUCCAUAUGGAGGAGAACCCUCCAAGGUAGGAAUGGACCAGUGCAUGGGGAAAUGGGGUCCAAAGGGAUGGAUUGGAAGACACACAAACAUAAAUACACAAACACACAUUAACACCGAACACAUUUUUUCUUUAUUGUGAUUACCAACAACCAAUAAAGCUGAGCUGAUGUAAGUCCAAGGGAAUGUAACAAAAAAGCAGGAAGGGAAGGAAAGCUCUCCUGGGUCCCAGCUGGACACAGAGUCCGAUGCACUGAGCACAUGCUAUCAGCUGAUAUUAUCCCCGGGCUUAACUGCUCCAAAGGCCCGAGCUCGCGCGAUUAAAGUUACCUAUUCGUUAAAGUUCUGUGGAGCCAGGAGCGCCAGGAAACUCCAGCUGUGGAAUUCUCCUCCGCGCAUUCUCUGCUCCCCGCCAUAUUUCACCAGGAGCUAGAAGAGAUUUUACUUUGGAAUCUGUCACACAAUCAGGGUCUGCUCAAUAGAGCACGUAGGGGGCCCAGGACUGGCCUAGCAGGGGACUAUGGUUUGGGA
Molecule: messenger RNA, 1486 nt
Organism: Trachemys scripta elegans
Lineage: Eukaryota; Metazoa; Chordata; Testudines; Emydidae
Product: olfactory receptor 4E2-like
Exons: 1
Coding region: 1-936 (311 amino acids)
Biological process (GO): G protein-coupled receptor signaling pathway
Cellular component (GO): membrane
Molecular function (GO): olfactory receptor activity; G protein-coupled receptor activity
Source: RefSeq, a predicted model, not a curated record